Molecule: messenger RNA, 1248 nt
Organism: Alexandromys fortis (reed vole)
Lineage: Eukaryota; Metazoa; Chordata; Mammalia; Rodentia; Cricetidae
Gene: Atp23
Product: ATP23 metallopeptidase and ATP synthase assembly factor homolog
Exons: 6
Coding region: 107-847 (246 amino acids)
Biological process (GO): mitochondrial proton-transporting ATP synthase complex assembly; mitochondrial protein processing
Molecular function (GO): metalloendopeptidase activity
Source: RefSeq, a predicted model, not a curated record
CCGAAGCCCGGUGCCGGGGGGUUGAGGGCUCGCUCGGCGGCGGAAGCGGUGUCUCGGGUCGGCUGAAGGGAACGAGCAGGAGGAGGCGCCCAAGCCUGCGGGCCGCAUGGCUGGGGCUCCGGGCGGUGGCGGGCCAGGCCCAGCGGCGGGGGAGCCGCUGCUGCAGCGACGCGACUCCGGCCAGGGCUCGCCCGAGCCGCCGGCCCACGGGAAGACCCAGGAGGGCUUCCUCUCCGGCUUCUUCACCCGGGACCAGAGCUGCCCGCUCAUGCUCCAGAAGACGCUAGAGACGAACCCAUACGUCAAAGUUCUCCUUGAUGCUAUGAAACACUCAGGUUGCGCUGUUAACAAAGGGAGACACUUCUCCUGCGAAGACUGUGACGGAAACGUCAGCGGAGGGUUCGAUGCCUCAGCGUCUCAGAUUGUUUUGUGCCAGAAUAAUAUCCGAAAUCAGGCUCACAUGAGCAGAGUCGUUACCCAUGAGCUCAUUCAUGCCUUUGAUCAUUGUCGGGCUCACGUCCACUGGUUUACCGAUGUCAGACAUUUGGCAUGCUCAGAGAUUCGAGCUGCAAGCCUCAGCGGGGACUGCUCACUCCUGAAUGAAAUCUUCAGGUUACGUUUUGGAUUAAGACGACACCACCAGACUUGUGUGCGGGACAGAGCUGCUCUUUCAAUUGUGGCUGUGCGGAACAUCAGCAGAGAAGAGGCCCAGAAGGCUGUGGAUGACGUUUUUGAGUCCUGUUUCAACGACCGUGAGCCUUUUGGCAGGAUCCCCCAUACUAAGACAUAUGCCAGAUAUGCUCACAGGGACUUUCAGAACCGUGAUCGCUAUUACUCGAACAUAUGAAGAUGGUGGCCGUCUGUAUCCCUGAGCCUCAGGACCAUGAGGGAGAUGUCCCUAGACACAGAGUCUCUACAAUUGUAUGGAAUAAAGUGCAGAAGGAGCUGGCUUUAGCAUUUGACUAUAAAAUGCUAUGUAUUUGACUAUAAAAAUAAAUAUGUCAGGUGUGGUGGUGCACGCCUUUAAUCCCAGCACUCGGGAGGCAGAGGCAGGCGGAUCUCUGUGAGUUCAAGGCCAGCCUGGUCUACAAAGGGAGUUCCAGGACAGGCUCCAAAGCUACAGAUAAACCCUGUCUCGGAAAAAAAAAAAAUGGCAAAAAAGGAACUCCUUAAACUGCAAGGCAAAAUUGGAUCUUUAUAGUUAAUCAUUUAGUAAAUAAGGGAAAUAAAUGACAUUUUUAUAUUUUC